AUGGCGACAGCACCAAGCCGCGAGGAGCGGAAGCAGAUGCGACUGCGCGGCGCAGGCAACCAUAAGGUUAAAGACGUCAAUUUCGGGUUUUCAUUUGGAUCUCCAACUCCACAGUCUCCGAUUCCUCCGCCUCGAUCACCGCCAGCACUCCCUCAGAAGUCCCCUAUAACACCACAGUCGCGUCACUCUACAACCUCGAAUAAACAACUUUCUAUACCCUCCCGAGCAUCUAGUCGACGUUCAGCCGCCCGCGCAUCUGCGGAAAAGCCUCAGGAUGGAUCAAUCUAUGACAUUCCGGAGGAUGAUGAUGACAGGCCAGAGGAAAGAAGCGCAAAGCGUAGGCGGAUAAGUAGAUCAUUCGAAAGUGCAGCUCCGGAGAGCUCGCCCACUGAGCACCGCACAAGUGCACACCCACUGCCUCCCGAGCCAAAGGAGACAAGCAAAGAAACCAGCAAAUCUCCGUCAGUCAGACACACUGUAUCAUCUACUAGAUCGCCUGCAGGGGAUACACCGUCUUUACGGAGCAUACGGCAAUCUAUUGAAUUCCCAGUUUCCGCGUCACCAUCCCCUAGAGUUGAGAGUCCGGGUAGCAGCAUUCAGGAAUCUAGUUUGACCCUGACAAAACCAGCUGGGCACACGCAUAAUCAAAAGCAGAGGCGGCGAAAGAGGAAAUCCGUAGUCCAACAUCCAAAAAAGAAACGAAAGAGUUUAUUAAAACCACCUGUUGUACCUGAGAGCCACGGGGGCGAAGCUGAGGAUGGGCCCGAGCAACUACAAUCUCCGCCCCAGGAUUUGACUCACGAUGAAGAACUGGUUCGGAGUGAAUCAUCUCGGCCAAAUGGCACCAAUGUUUCAACCGAGGAACCCAUAGACUCGCCUCGAGAUCUGCCUCACCCCAACACCGAUGAGAGGACAGAUGAAAUGUCAGAGCAGGCAGAAGUCAAAGGCAGUGGUAACACACCAGAUAUUACGGCGGGAGCCCACAGUGAAGGAGGGAACUCAGAAUCUGAAUCUCAUUUACCAACACCUGAAGCCCAGGAUGUUCGGCCUAAAAGUGCUCCGAAGGAGAAUAGCCCAGCCAUGGGACAAGACGUCCUACCAAACCCCGUCGGAAAACGAGAGAAACAAAACAAGGAGGAUAGUUCCCCGAAACAAAAAGGGAAAACUCGUCAGCGGAAAGAGAAGGGUGAGGGACGGUCGACCGUCCCAGUCGUGGUCCACAGGCUUGCUAAUACCUCAGCCCUACAUGAGUGGCCUGACGAGGAAGAUUCUGCUCAAUCCUCUCCAGCGGAUGGCCGACAGCCAUCGCCCCAUCGGCCUUCCUCACAUCCUCCACAGAUUCCAUCUCGCAGUGGCGUGAAUGCCGCUGACGUCCUCAGCCAGAUAUGCCGUGAAACGCUGGAGAAGACAUUAUCUACUCUAGAGUCUGCGAUAGAGCGAGAGUCAAACCGCACUCGCCAGGUGGAAUGGACUCGGAAGCGCAAGGCCGUGGAGGCCUUUGGUGCCGAGUUAGAAGGUAGGCUAUUUGAAAUAAGCGAACUGCUGGACAGUAAUUUUGUGCUUGCGAUGCGCCUAAAAAAAGAGAAGAAGGAGGUUUUUACACUGAGAAAUCAGUUGAUGGAUCUAAGAAAGGAGAGAGAAGAGAUUGCAAUUCGUGCAGACGAAGUAAGGAGGAGGUUUUCUGCAGACGAAAGCGCUAAAACGGAACAUGGAACAAUCAACAAUGCUCUUCAUGACCUCCAGCUGGCUGUAGAUAGAAGCCAAAAAAACGCUGAUCAAAGCUCUGUUGGCUCUACUAACCCGUUCGUCGGCCUCGAGUUUCUUCUCCGGACUGUUUCUCAGGAUGUCUGCUCCUCCGUUUCCGACUUUCACGGCGGCCUGUUGAAUCAAGUUAAAUCGUUCAAUGACCAACUGCAGAGGACAGCCGCGUUACUAGAUCGUCGUGAAUCAUAA
Molecule: messenger RNA, 1953 nt
Organism: Microsporum canis CBS 113480
Lineage: Eukaryota; Fungi; Ascomycota; Eurotiomycetes; Onygenales; Arthrodermataceae
Product: AT hook domain-containing protein
Exons: 5
Coding region: 1-1953 (650 amino acids)
Source: RefSeq, a predicted model, not a curated record